AUGGCACACGCUCGCCAUUUCUUGCCUGCACUCUUGUCCUUGCAUGCAUUCAUCUCUUGUACAUUAGCUCUGCGGCGACAGCGCGGCUCGCCGCUCCUUGCUGCUUAUCUGUCCAUUACCCGUCUGCUGGCAUGCAUGCGGUGCUGUGAUUGUCGCGCACCUCGCACGCUCGCACAUACCUCUUUGCACCUUCCUUCUCCCCCCCCUCCUUCUCAACCACAACCAGCACCACCUCCUCCGCUUCUUCUACUCCUUGCUCCGUGUUGUGAUUUGUGGUUCAAUUGUUGUCGAGUAAACCCGAUAUCACGCACGACACCAGCAGCUGCCGUUUCAGCCGCAACCGAUACAUAA
Messenger RNA from Salpingoeca rosetta, 351 nucleotides. RefSeq lists its product as uncharacterized. Bases 1 to 351 code for a protein of 116 amino acids. The transcript has a single exon. NCBI's taxonomy places the organism in Eukaryota, Choanoflagellata, Craspedida, Salpingoecidae. The record is from RefSeq and is a predicted model, not a curated record.